AAUUACCACUUUCGUGAUAAACACCUCCCUUUACAACUGUAGAAUUGUGAACUUCGUAGAUGUUGCAAGACUACAAAGGACCAUUCGCAACGGAAAACGAAAUAUAGAAGAUACACGAUUCCUAUUGCUGACAUUGAGCGAAAUUCUUCGAUACAUGAUGCGUCUUAAGCACGUCUCGAACACACAUCACAAAGGCGUUGAAGAGACCGCUUAAGCAAAUUGGAUAGUACUUAACGUGGCAACGUUUCCAAUAAGAUUGUACAGUCCAAAAUUUUCUUUGAUUCACUAUGUACCAUCAUCCGUAACCAAGCAAAAAUGAUCAACGACAGGAUAAAUCUUCUGAGCGGACGUUCCUCGGCUGGUUACGCUUUAGUUACAGCGAUAAAAACUGUCGCCAUAUUGUUCGUGAUCAUCCUGGCAGUUCAGGGCGUAUUUCAUUUACCAUAUUAUUUCUGCGGAUUAUGUGGAUAUUUCGUUGUUGGAACAAACCCACAAGAAUUUACAGAAGAAACUUCUCUGCAAGAGCUACAGCAAAAGGAGCAGACAUAUAGGAUCUUUGCGGUGUUAAAUUCGCUUGUAUUCGCUUUCACUGCGGUAGCUCCCUUGGCUGUUGUGUUAACUGUUCUUCUCAGUGUUGCGUGGAAUGAUGAGCCGGCGAAAACAGGAAGAAGUGAAAGUCAUAAACGAAGUGCUGCAGGUUGCAGAGGGACGAGUCCGCAACAGAGAAAAAAUCGAUAUCGGAAGCACGAGGAAGCAGAAGAGCCGACGAAAGAAGAAGGAAGUGAAAGUCACAAACAAAGCGCUGAAGAUAGUAGAGAGACAAGUCCGCAACGAAGAGAAAAUGAAUGUUUGAAUUACAUGGAACCAGCUAGAGUCCAGCGGAGAAUUUCUGCUCUGUCAAGAUUUCCCAUAUGGAGCGCUGCAGAAGAGCUGGCGAUAAAAGGAGAAAAUGAAAGUUACAAGCGAAGUGCUGCAGGUAUAAACAGUUGAA
This is a messenger RNA of Pocillopora damicornis (cauliflower coral), 991 nucleotides long. RefSeq lists its product as uncharacterized. Gene Ontology annotation, cellular component: nucleus. Gene Ontology annotation, molecular function: NAD+ poly-ADP-ribosyltransferase activity. The record is from RefSeq and is a predicted model, not a curated record. NCBI's taxonomy places the organism in Eukaryota, Metazoa, Cnidaria, Anthozoa, Scleractinia, Pocilloporidae.